GCAGAGCUGGGCUUCUGCGUCCCGACGGUGAGCUGCGGCCGGACCCGGCAGGCAGGCGGGCGGAACCGGGCCGGUGGUUUUGCUGCGGGGCAGUCGUGCUGGGCUUCGGGCCGCGCCAUGGACUCGUGUGUCCAGCCGGAGUUCCAGCCUCACUGAGCCAGCCACCCUUGAGAGCUUCCUGCCAAGGAAGUGCCCCCAAGCAUUGACCAUGUCUAUUAUGGACCACAGCCCGACCACUGGUGUGGUCACGGUCAUUGUCAUCCUCAUUGCCAUUGCUGCGCUGGGGGCCUUGAUCCUGGGCUGCUGGUGCUACCUGCGAUUGCAGCGCAUCAGCCAGUCCGAGGAUGAGGAGAGCAUCGUGGGGGAUGGCGAGACCAAGGAGCCCUUUCUGCUGGUGCAGUAUUCAGCCAAGGGACCGUGUGUGGAGAGGAAGGCCAAGCUGAUGACGCCCAAUGGCCCAGAAGUGCACGGCUGAUCUGGGCUAUGAGGCUCCUGGUCCUGUCUGCAGCCAGCUGAGAGGCGCCGGGAGAGCAGAACAGUCAUGCUGCUGUUGGAGAGGAAGGGUUGACACUUGCUGGCUUAGCCUCAGCAGGCUUCAUCAUCGCAUGCUCUGACUCUGGAGGCCUGGCUGUCUUGGGCUUCCCCUUGGCCUCCUGGUGGGGCUGCCCAUUGCAGGCAGUGGGUAGGCCUGACCUUGCUGGGGCUUAUGGCCCCGUAGAGCUUUCGUUACUUGAAUGUUUAGCUGAGCCUGUUUUUGACGGAGCUACUACUGUAAUGCGUGAAUUAACAAACCUGUGAACUGUAAAUAGGCCCCAGAAGCACGUGCUUAAGCCUUUUUGCUGAUUUUUUAAAAUAUCACUUAGAGCACAUGGGAGGAACUGGUUUGAUUAGGACUGUACUCAUGAUGAGCUGACUCAAGACCAUGGUGGGUCUUGGAGUUUAAGACCCAAGCUGCACUUGGUGGGGGCUCUGGUAUCUAUCUCUAUAUCUAUCCGUGUAAAGGAAGUGAGGUAUAAAGUGUUAGGUCUCAUAGUUGACUAGUUGGGGUGCUUUGGUGAAUUUUGCUUAGUAUUGGGUCAAAGAAGAACACCACCCCUCCCUCCAUUCAGGGGAUGCAGAUACUAAAUAGCAGCGCCUGUUGAUGGCGUUAUUGCAAGGAAGCUACUGUACCUGCUUGGAAGCCUGUGAAGGACGCAUCAGGGUAUGCAUCCUGAGAGCUGCCAGGCAGCUUGGUAGCAGAGCAGUUUCCUGUCCCUUUGGUCUUGUGCAUGCUGAGUACACCCCCUUAGCUCAGGCUUCAUAGAAGCACCAGAGCCCAUUGCCUUCUGUCUGAAACCCAAAUGGCCCUGGAGAGGAAACUUUUUUUUUGUAUUUAAUUUCUGCACUGGUGAGAUGGAGGAGGUUGCUGUUGAGUGUGGCCAUCCCUUUAUCCCCUUUUUGAAAGUUAGCUUCCUUUCCUCUGAUGACCUACCUGCUGGGUAUUGGAUUUCACUUUCCUGGGGGUGGGGGGUGGGGCGCUGUGUAGAUGGUCACGUGGCCCCAACUCAGCUCUCAAGGCACCAUGUGCAGUGGAAGGGCAUUCUUUUGUGCAGUCACAUUCACACAGGAGCCACCAGAUGCUCCCUGCCAGUCUGUACUUAGUGCAGGGAUUGGGGGAGGGGUGGGAAUGAGUUCUAGUGUAGGUUCUCACAGAUGAGAACUUGGUAGCUCUAUCAAGCCCACACCUUGACAGCUGCAUCUGAGUUGUCCUUUGUGUGUUUCACUGAGCUCCCUUAAGACUUUUAACUGCAUGUGUCUUCUAAAUAUCCUGAUUCAAACAUGACAUGCUUUGGCAUCCUGGAUAAUGAGCCAGAGGCCAGCCCAGGUUUAACCUCAGGGCACUGGCCCUAUAUACUUGUACCAGCUGCAAACAGCAUAGCCAGGGAGCACAGAGGUCAGGCCUCUUUGCCAGGCUUGAGGCAUCCUCUCCAAAAAGCAUGUUAACUAAUCCUCUUUCCAGAACCCCUGUGGGGAGCUACAGGGAGCACUUAUAUUUUAGCAACAUUAAAUAACGACUUGGGGUGGGACAGGGGUAGCUAAUGGGGCCACUGUAUUGAAAGUAGUACUGAAGCACUAGAGUUGGGCUCCUGAGGACCCUUAGGAAUGGGAGAAAAUGCCUUUGGUCAGGGGGGGAAGAGGUGAGGACCAGUUGGACAAGCAAAGGCAGCACAGGCUAAGGUGGGCAGGGUGCAUGGUGGUGCCAGCAGUGGGCCAGCCACUGUGAUAGGACCUUGGAGAGGGGACAGGGGGCCCAAAGGUGCCAGCUGGUGAUGUGAAGGAGGUAGUUGGAAAAGGCUGAGGCUUUUGAUCAUCCCCUCCCAUUUCAGAAUUUCCAGGCUUUCUACCUCUAUUCAAGUAGCCAGCAGCAUAAGCAUAGGCUAUUUGUUCUUGUCCAUGGAGUGGCUGGGAUUUGCAUUUUUUGAGCCUGGCCUGUGCUCCACUGUCAGGCUUUACUUGCAGUGUUUACUGUGCCAGUGAAGUUUUGGUUUUUGAAACAAUCAGAUGUGGCUUUUUCAUCAGUUUCACUUUUAGAGAUUUUCUCACCCCAACCCCCUGGUGGCCUGCAACAUCUAUGGAGCUUGAUUUGGGCCCAUCAAAGUGUAAAAGCACAGGAUGGGUGAAGCAUGGUGUGGUCGUUGGAAGACGAAAUGCCCAGAGAACUGGUGUACAUCACAGAACAGCCCUCCCUGUUAAUGUUUAUCAGUAGCCCCACUUUAGGAGACCUCACCACACUCAGAUGAUUAGUAAGUCAUGACCUCUCUUUGGAUUUUUUCUUAAUAGCCCCAUUGUUACACCUAAGUUUUCUGAGUAGCCAGGAAAUUAACCUUUCAUCCUUUGUAUCAUGGCAGAGGCAGCAGCAGGGGAGUGGGGGAAGGAACUCUUGACAUUGAGCCACUAAAUUAUAGACAAAUUCUUCAGACCGCUCUUCAGAUGGACUGUGCUACUGUUUUUGUCUCAAAGAUACCAAGUUUGUGCAAUAAGUAGAAGGGAUGUCAUCCCUGUCAAUAAAAGCUGAGUAACAUUGAAGUUCAUUUUUUAGACCACUGAGAAAAUCUUUAUUUACAGUAAGUUUCAAUAAAAUUUGCAUAAAUAUA
Messenger RNA from Octodon degus (degu), 3134 nucleotides. RefSeq names its product stannin (gene Snn). The transcript is spliced from 2 exons. The record is from RefSeq and is a predicted model, not a curated record. Gene Ontology annotation, cellular component: mitochondrial outer membrane. Bases 209 to 475 code for a protein of 88 amino acids. Lineage: Eukaryota; Metazoa; Chordata; Mammalia; Rodentia; Octodontidae.